Molecule: messenger RNA, 1865 nt
Organism: Chaetura pelagica (chimney swift)
Lineage: Eukaryota; Metazoa; Chordata; Aves; Apodiformes; Apodidae
Exons: 12
Biological process (GO): binding of sperm to zona pellucida; egg coat formation; positive regulation of acrosome reaction
Cellular component (GO): extracellular matrix
Molecular function (GO): acrosin binding
Source: RefSeq, a predicted model, not a curated record
GUACUUCUGCUCCCCAGCAUGACUCCCCUGCUGAAGAGGACACCUCCCUGCUCCUCAACCUGGAGCCUCCCGGGGAGCAUGGCCAGCAGCAGGGAUGUCACCCCCCGGGACUGCCUGCCCACUGCCAGCCCUGGGACCCCGUCCUGGACCCCUCUGGUGGCAGAGAACACGUGUGUGCAGACCAUGGAGUGGCUGUGUCCCCCAGCCAACCCACACCUCCACCCCUUGGGGUACAGAGAGAUGAAGAAGCAGAGGACAACUCUGGGUCAGCCCAUGGGGACACUGUUCCUCCUGCCAGGAGCAUCCAGGACUCUCUGGCCUCCCUGCAGGAAGCUUUGCAUGGCUGGGCCACCUCCAACGUGCAGCAGGCAGCUGAGCUCCAGAAGAUGGGCCGUGGCCUCCUGCAAGCUCAGCACAGGGCAAACAGGCACCUGGGGCCCUUGCCCCAGGAGCUCGGAGCCAUGCCCCACUCCCGGGCCACCAUUGCCUCUGCUGUGGGCCCUUUGCUGCAGCCCACGGGCAGCCCGUGCCCCCCCCCUGCUGCAGACAGGGACUGGUGGUCCCUGCCCUCCACCCUGCUGGAGCUCUUCCCUCCCAGCCCCCUGCAGAGGCAGGAACCCCCAGGUUUGGGGGCAACCCCUUGCCCAAGCAUCCCCCCUCUUGCUGCCCCCCCGGCCAGCCCGGGGCACUCGCAGCCCCCCAGCCCGACCUCCCGAGGGGGGGUCCCCAAAUCCAGGCACCCCACGGGGGACAAGGGUGGUGGGAAGGCCAGCAGCAGGCAUGGGAAGAGGAGGAAGAGGUUCUCCACCCAGGUCCUCCCGGAGCCCAGGUUCUCCACCCAGGUCCUCCUGGAGCCCAGGUUCUCCACCCAGGUCCUCCCGGAGCCCAGGUUCUCCAUCCAGGUCCUCCUGGGGGACCUCUUUGGCACUGGACGUUUGGUGAGGGCUGCAGAGCUGAGCCUGGGCUCUGCUGCCUGCCCCCCUGUGGCCCAGAGCCCUGCUGGGGCCACCACGGUGACCUUCCUGGCUGGGCUGCACCAGUGUGGCAGCACCCUCAGGGUGACCCCUGAUGCUCUGGUCUACAGCACAAGCCUCAACUACAAACCAGUUCCUACUGGGAACCCUCUCAUUGUCCGCAGCAGCUCGGCCACCAUCCCCAUCCAGUGUCACUACCCCAGGAGACACAACGUGAGCAGCAACGGGGUCAAGCCCACCUGGGCACCUUUCCACUCCACCCUGUCCAAGGAGGAGAAGUUGCCCUUCUCCCUGCGCCUGAUGAACGGUGACUGGAGUGCUGAGAGGGUCUCCACGGUGUUCCAGCUGGGAGAGGUUCUCCACUUCCAAGCUGCUGUCAGCACGGAGAACCACGUGCCCCUGAGGCUCUUCGUGGACAACUGUGUGGCCACCCCCACCCUGGGCAGGAGCUCUUCUCCCCAGUAUGCUUUCAUUGACUUCAGUGGGUGCCUGGUGGAUGGGCAGCUGGAUGAUGCCACCUCGACUUUCAUCUCCCCAAGACCCAGCCCAGGUGUCCUACAGUUUGCAGUAGAUGCCUUCCAGUUUGCAGGAGUCUCCAGCCACCUGAUCUACAUCACCUGCCACCUGAAGGUCUCCCUGGCUGAUCAAGCUCCUGACCCCCUGAACAAGGCUUGUUCCUUCAACAAAGCCAGCAGCCUGUGGGCUCCUGUGGAAGGCACCAGAGAUGUCUGCUCCUGCUAUCACUUGGUGGAAGAAGCAGAUGUGGUGGUGGGACCUCUUUUCAUCCACAGCUGGCAGGACCACCUGGUUCAGAAGACACCUGCCCAAGCUGCUUUUGGGGAGCAAAAUGGAGCUUUGCUGCUGGAGCGUGACCUGGGGGGUGGGGCUUGA